AUGUCGAAAAAAAGUCGCGGCCCUAAUUUCUGCGCCAGUGAAAAAGGAAUUUUAAUAGAACUUAUCCUAAAAUAUAAAGAUGUCGUAGAAAACAAAAAAACAGAUGCUGUGACGAUUGCUCAUAAAAAUGAGGGUUGGAAGGUGCUCGCGGAAGAAUUCAAUUCCCUGUGCAGUUUCAAUGUCCGAAAUACGGACCAACUUAGAACGUGUUGGGAUAACCUCAAAAGAACGACAAGGAAAGACAAAGCUGCCACAAAGAAGGAGAUUUUCUUAACAGGUGGAGGCAGGCCCAAUCAUCUACCACCAGGGCCUUUACAAGAGCAAGUAGAAAUAUUACUUGGCCCAACAUUGGAUGGUCUUGCAAACGAAUUUGAUAGCGAUGGUCAAUUUCAAGAGUCUGUCACAGCAUCUAAUAAAGUGAAGGAAGAUUCAGCAGAAAUAUUACCGACCAUUGUAUUAUUAGAUGCAGUACCUGGCUAUUCAACUGUGGUAAUUAUGAACAUACUAGCCAGUUCUCUAUGGCCUUUAAUUAACGUAUAA
This is a messenger RNA of Parnassius apollo (apollo), 540 nucleotides long. The record is from the annotation of a GenBank genome assembly. NCBI's taxonomy places the organism in Eukaryota, Metazoa, Arthropoda, Insecta, Lepidoptera, Papilionidae.